Messenger RNA from Styela clava, 2717 nucleotides. Its product is annotated as U3 small nucleolar RNA-associated protein 6 homolog. Gene Ontology annotation, cellular component: Pwp2p-containing subcomplex of 90S preribosome; small-subunit processome. Gene Ontology annotation, biological process: maturation of SSU-rRNA from tricistronic rRNA transcript (SSU-rRNA, 5.8S rRNA, LSU-rRNA). Gene Ontology annotation, molecular function: protein binding; snoRNA binding. The record is from RefSeq and is a predicted model, not a curated record. Lineage: Eukaryota; Metazoa; Chordata; Ascidiacea; Stolidobranchia; Styelidae.
CAGACAAACAUACAUCACAUGGUACAAUUUACAGUGCUGUUACAUUGAUGAAAACUCGCAUGGGAAGUCUGGGAGUUGUUGUUUGUGACUUGUUACAUCAAUGUUCUCUACUUUUCUCUACAUAAACGCGUUGUAGUCUGUCAGUGUUGAGUCGUGAUAUUAUCAUUUGUAAUUCAUAUAAUAGUUCUUCAGUUAAACAACGAAAAUGGCUGAAUUCGUAAUGCGUCGCUCGGAGGAUAUGCUUCCGGAGUUUGAGCAGAUGCAGAGAGUUGGAUUAUUUAAUGAAAAUGAGCUGAAGGCAAUUAUAAAGAAGACCAUGUCACACGAAUAUAAGCUUGUACGAAGGGUCAAAGUGAAAAAAGAUUUUCUUGCGUACAUUCAAUAUAAAAUCAAUGUAAUUUCAUUGAUCAAAAAAAGAAGGAAGCGGCUAAAUUAUUUUUUUAAAAAAGACGAAAUUGAAUAUGCUAUGGUUGGAAAAAUUCACAGUCUUUUCAAGCAAUGCUCAUUUCGAUGGCCUGAUGAUCUGAAACUAUGGCUUUCACAUAUUGAAUUUUGUAAGCAGUGGAACAAGAAAUUACAACUGAGCAAAAUAUGGACUUCAAUGUUGCAGCUUCAUGGCAACAACAAUAUUCAUUUGUGGGUGAUGGCAGCCAAAUGGGAAUUAGAGGACAACCAUUCAGUUGACAAUGCCAGGCAAAUAUUUUUACGUGGAAUAAGACAUCAUCCGGAAAACUCUAAAUUAUGGCAAGAAUAUUUUAGAAUGGAACUCAUUCAUGUUCUUACAACGAGGCAACGACUGUCUUUAUUGAAAGAAGGUGAACAAGCGGAUGAUGAAGAACUGAAAGAAAAUUUUCUGAAAGGAGAAGCAGCUUGUAUCGUAUAUAAAAAUGCAAUUGUUGCUAUUCCAAAUGACAGCAAAUGUAAAUGUGGAUUUCUUGAAAUUGCUCUGCAUUUUGCAUUUUUCGCUGGUGAUAUCAUCAAUGAUAUCAUCGAUGACCUUAUGGAUAAUCACAACACCGAUCCAUAUGCCAGAAGCAUGCUUGCAAAAUUGCACCUACAUCCUUCUGUACUCAAUCCAGCGACAGAUUCAUCAGACCAGGUCACACUGAAAGCAGAUUCAUGGGCAGCAGAGAAAAAGUGUUGGGAAGAUUUUGAUUCUGCACUUAUUGAAGUUAAUAAUUCUGAAAUGUGGAAAGAAUACAUAACGUUUCUUUAUGAAAGAAUAAACGAUUCAACAAAUAAUGAUAAAGGAAAAUUUGAAGUAACAAACCAUACACUGAGAUCGUCAUCUAAGCAAAGAUCUGUAUCUGAUGAGAGGAUCCAGCAUUUCAUAUCUGUGUCAGAGAGAGGACAUAAGUCAAAAAUGCUUGAUGAUGAUUGCUACUUGUUAUAUGCAAAUCAGUUAGCGUUCUUGGGAAGAGAACUGGAAGCUAUCAAAAUACUUCAUGCUUGUGUAGAGGAACCUGAUUGUGCUUUUGCUAUUAAAUUAAGGCUAUUGGAGAUGCUCGUAGCCAAUGAGAAAAUAUCAUUCGAACAAAACAUUGACAUUAGGCAGUUUUUCGGAAAAUUGUCAAAGUUGAUUUCUUCUAUGUCACAAGAAGAACAGGACGUCUUUUGGACGUUGUGGUUCGAUUAUGCAAAGAAGAAAAAUGAUGAAGAAUUUGUUUUGAAAUCUGUUGAAAUAUCUGAAACAUUAAAAUCAUCCCAAUCGAAUAGAAUAAAAUCAUUGUAUAUUGAAUGGUCGGUUUCUCGACAUGGUGUGGAAAAUAUCAUGGAAAUUUACGAAAAGAAACUUUGUGCUCUAUGCUCUCCAUCGUUGGAUUUAAUCAAAACUGUUAUAAAGGUAUUGGAGUCUUCAGAAAACCAGUAUGUAGAAUCAAUUACGGCCUGUUAUGAGGAUGCCGUGAAAUAUUUUGGGCUGGAAUAUCCAACUGUGUGGCUUGAUUAUAUUUCUCAUAUCCUUAAAAUCGAUCCUGUAAAAGUUGGUAAAAUACAUUGGAGAGCAAUGAAAACAUUAAAGCCUGAUUUAGUCGAAGAAUUUGUAUCAGGUUAUACACUCAUCCACGCUAAAACAUAAAUUGAGUAAAAUAUCUCACUCAUUUGCUUGUUUAGUAAAAAUGAAAGGUGAAAUGCUACCCUGAUUCAUGCUAAAAACGAAUUCAUAAAAUUCUUUUUUCUUAAAGCAUGUCACAAAUUAAUCUCUUCUUGUGAACGAAAUAACUAUGACAUUAAUGCCACUGAAAUUUUUACUGUACCUGAGCAUUUCGAUGAUAUUAAAAUGAUUUACUUAAUAUACAAUGAAUAGUAUGGAAUAUAUUGUUUCAUUUCAGUUAGUGGUUGUCCCAACUUCAAAGAGCAGUGGAUUGAUCAUAAGCUCCCAGUUUAAGAAAGUGUUCUACAAAUCAUUUGUUUGAAAGUCUUCACAGCGUUGAAAUAUAGGUAGAACAAUACUAAAUUUUGGCUUCAAUAUGGCUUUAUUUUCAAUUUUGAUUCUUUUUUUCAUCACUAUUCAAGUCAACGAAUUUCUCCACAGUUACGAAAUCUUACUUUGUAUUUGGGUGUAGUACCACUGAUAUUUUUUUACUAAUUUAGUGUCGUUGUAAUAUGCAUAUAUAAAUCAUUUAAAAUGUAAAAAGCCAGAUUGAAAGUUGCAUAUAUCACGAACAAAUGUCCCUUUAAGGAUUGAAUAACAAUUACAAAUAGAGUUGUUACAAUUA